Messenger RNA from Brachypodium distachyon (stiff brome), 957 nucleotides. Its product is annotated as dynein assembly factor 3, axonemal homolog. NCBI's taxonomy places the organism in Eukaryota, Viridiplantae, Streptophyta, Magnoliopsida, Poales, Poaceae. The coding region runs from base 1 to 957 and encodes 318 amino acids. The record is from RefSeq and is a predicted model, not a curated record. The transcript has 4 exons.
AUGGAGGUGGCGCGGGCAACAGGCCCGACCGUGCCCGUGCCGGGAGUGGGCGAUGUGGUGAUUGACCUGGACCCCGUCGCCGGGGUCGCUGGGAUGGCGAAGGAACCGGAGGUAGCUCCCGCGCCAAGCCCCACCACGUCGACCGCAGCGGCGGCGGCAACCACUGCCUUCCCCGAAGAGGCGCUCGGCAAAGCGCCAGCAGCCACAGAGGCUACCAGGGCGGGCUCCCCGGCCAGCCAGCAGGAGGCGGCUCCUGCCGGGGGCGCAGCAACCCCAUCACCCCCGCAGCCCUUCGGCGCAGCCGUGGGGGAGGCUGUGGCGGAGGAGCAGCAGAACGCUCCGCCGCAGGCGAACGACCCCCUGUCCAGCCAGACAGUGGCGGCGAGCGCUUCGUCGUCGUUGGCCGCUACCUCCAGCACGAGCCUCGGCACCCUCGCCGGGGCGGAAGCCAAGAAGGAGCACGCGGAGGUGCUCGCCGCGGCUCAGGCUCGGAUCGAUGAGAAGAGCGACCUGAUCAGCAAGUACCUCGGUGAGAUCCAAGGCCUGCGCGUCAAGCUAGAGGUGCAGACCAAGGCUACCGUAGACGCGAUAACACCGGCUACGCGGCAGGAGGUAGAGCUCAACUCCGCCAAGGGUAGAAGGGCCCGACUCGAGACCGAGCUGGCCACCGUCCAGGAAGAGCUCGUCAAGGCGGGCGAGGACAAUGCGGCCAAGGCCGCACAACUCUCAGCGCAGGUGAGCUCCCUCCGCAAGGCCAAGCACACCCUGCCCUUAGCCCGAACCAACCACGGCACGCUGAUCAGGCAGCGGGAGCUGGAGACCAAGAAGCUGCUUGGAAUCGCCCAAUCGCUGCGCGACCUCCUGCCGCGGUUCGAGCUACGAGCCACGCGGGUGGACGGGACGGACGUUACCACGCUAAUCCUGUUCUUCUCUGACCUGUUCUCUGGUUCUGCUUAA